Messenger RNA from Lasiodiplodia theobromae, 4185 nucleotides. RefSeq names its product Rsc complex subunit. The coding region runs from base 1 to 4185 and encodes 1394 amino acids. Gene Ontology annotation, cellular component: nucleus. NCBI's taxonomy places the organism in Eukaryota, Fungi, Ascomycota, Dothideomycetes, Botryosphaeriales, Botryosphaeriaceae. The transcript is spliced from 2 exons. The record is from RefSeq and is a predicted model, not a curated record. Gene Ontology annotation, molecular function: DNA binding; ATP-dependent chromatin remodeler activity; ATP binding. Gene Ontology annotation, biological process: positive regulation of transcription by RNA polymerase II.
AUGGCUUCUGUACAGCCGGUCAACGGCACCCCUGGCCCUGGCCAAGGUGUCAUACCCUCCCUGCCUGCAGGCCUCACCAAGGAGCAGGUUCAGGCAACGUAUAUGAAAUAUCAACAAAUGAAGGCGCAGAAUGUUUCCGAAUCCGAUCCCGAAUUCAUCAAGGCGCGUAAUUUGCUCGCUGCCGUCUCGCAGCAAACGAACCUGCAGAAGCAGCGCCAGCGGUACAUGAUGGAGCAGCAGCAGAAGCAACAGCAGUUGCAACAGCAGCAGCAGGCACAACAACAACAGAAUGGCACUGCUCAUGCUGCUACCACGAACGGUGCACAGGCGUCUUCGACUCCCUCCGCCAACGGCCAAGCCGGGACACCUACACUGCCUUCAAACAACGAUUCUAGCGCAAACACUGGCACGCAGCAAACUGCUGGCACCGAAAAGCCCGCUACUCCGAACGCGCAUCCCGCAUUCACCCAAACGCAGGUCUUGACACUGCGGGCGCAAAUCGCUGCAUUCAAGCGUCUUUCCCGCAACAUGACCAUCACACCUGAGAUGCAGCAGGCUCUAUUUCCUUCCAAACAAGCAACCAAGUCGCCAACUCCCGCUGAGCGUGUCGCUGCCGCUGGUCAAGUGUUAGAUAAUGCUCAGGCUGCCGCCGCUGACGCCAACAAGGAAGAGUCCAAUGCUCACAAGGGAUUCAAGACGACGACCGACCCAUUCUCAAUGUUCCCGAAGUCUAUUACGUACGCCGAGCACAAUAACCGUGAACGCCGGUCCAUUCUUCCCAGCAUUAUGCCCACCGGUGUCGACGUUGACAAGGUCCGCGAGGAACGCGAAAUCGUCCUUUACAACCGGAUUCAGGCUAGGAAGGCGGAGCUCGAGUCAUUGCCAGCAAAUGUCGGCAUUUGGGAUACAAGCAAAUCGGAUACCCCUACAGAUGAGCAUGCGAAGAACUUGAAGCUGAAGGCUUUGAUCGAGUACAAAAAGCUGUGUCUUUUGCCCAAGCAACGUGCGCUCAGGCAGGAGAUUGGACGGCAAAUGCUGUAUGCGGACAACCUGGCCAUGACAGCCAACCGGGCCAUGUACCGCCGUCUCAAGAAGCAGUCCAUCCGUGAAGCUCGCAUCACCGAGAAGCUCGAGAAGCAACAACGGGAUGCCCGGGAGACCAAGGAGAAGAAGAAGCAGACUGACCAGCUCAAGGCCGUGCUCGCCCGUGGAGAAGAAAUCCAGAAGGCGGCGCAAAACCAGCGCAUGCGUAUGCAGAGGCUCGGUCGCGCCAUGAUGUCGACUCACCAGAACAUCGAAAAGGAAGAACAGAAGCGCGUGGAGCGUACGGCAAAGCAGCGUCUCCAGGCCCUGAAGGCGAACGACGAGGAGACUUACCUGAAGCUCCUUGGUCAAGCAAAAGAUACUCGUAUUUCUCACCUGCUCAAACAAACCGAUGGUUUCCUCAACCAGUUGGCUGCUUCCGUCAAGGCUCAACAGCGGAGUGCUACCGACAGGUGGGGCGGAGAUGCUCCCGAUUCCGAUUCCGAGGACGACGACAGCGACCUCGACGAGGAUGACCCGAACAGGAAGUCGAACAAGGUCGACUACUAUGAGGUUGCCCACCGUAUCAAGGAAGAGGUCGUCGAGCAGUCUACCAACCUGGUUGGUGGCAAGCUGAAAGAGUAUCAGCUCAAGGGUCUGCAGUGGAUGAUUUCGCUGUACAACAACAACCUGAACGGUAUUCUGGCCGAUGAGAUGGGUCUUGGCAAGACCAUCCAGACCAUCAGUUUGAUCACCUAUUUGAUCGAGAAAAAGCAACAGCCCGGUCCCUACCUUGUCAUUGUUCCGCUGAGUACUCUCACGAACUGGAACAGCGAAUUCGAGAAGUGGGCACCGAGUGUGCAGCGCAUCGUCUACAAGGGUCCUCCUCAGCAGCGUAAACAGCAGCAGCAGCAGAUCCGCUGGGGACAAUUCCAGGUUCUGCUUACGACUUACGAGUUCAUCAUCAAGGACCGCCCGAUUCUCAGCAAGAUCAAGUGGCUGCACAUGAUUGUUGAUGAAGGUCAUCGUAUGAAGAACUCCAACUCGAAGCUCAGCAGUACCAUCACUCAGUACUACACCACGCGCUACCGUCUCAUUCUUACCGGUACUCCGCUCCAGAACAACCUUCCUGAGCUUUGGGCGCUGCUCAACUUCGUUCUUCCCAACAUCUUCAAGUCCGUCAAGUCUUUCGAUGAGUGGUUCAACACACCGUUCGCGAAUACUGGCGGUCAAGACAAGAUGGAGCUCAGCGAAGAAGAGCAGUUGCUUGUCAUUCGCCGUCUUCACAAGGUGCUUCGGCCCUUCCUGCUGCGCCGUCUCAAGAAGGACGUGGAGAAGGACCUUCCCGACAAGCAAGAGCGCGUCAUCAAGUGUACCUUCUCUGCGCUUCAGGCCAAACUGUACAAGCAGCUUGUCAACCACAACAGGCUCAUGGUCAGCGACGGCAAGGGCGGCAAGACCGGCAUGCGUGGUCUGAGCAAUAUGCUCAUGCAACUGCGCAAGCUCUGUAACCAUCCUUUUGUCUUCGAAGAGGUUGAAGACCAAAUCAACCCUGGCAGAGGCACCAACGAUCUCCUUUGGCGUACCGCCGGUAAAUUCGAGCUGCUCGACAGGAUAUUACCCAAGUUCCAAGCAACGGGCCACAGAGUCUUGAUGUUCUUCCAGAUGACACAGAUCAUGAACAUCAUGGAAGACUUCCUGCGGCUGAGAGGACUUCAAUACCUCCGUCUGGACGGUUCAACAAAGGCUGACGAUCGUUCGGACCUCUUGAAGCUUUUCAACGCUCCCAACUCUCCGUACUUCUGCUUCCUGCUCUCCACCCGUGCUGGUGGUCUUGGACUGAACCUUCAGUCCGCCGAUACCGUCAUCAUCUACGAUUCUGACUGGAAUCCUCACCAGGAUUUGCAGGCUCAAGAUCGUGCCCAUCGUAUCGGUCAGAAGAACGAGGUCCGCAUCCUCCGUUUGAUCAGUUCCAACUCUGUUGAAGAGAAGAUCUUGGAGCGUGCCAACUUCAAGCUGGACAUGGACGGCAAGGUCAUUCAGGCCGGUAAAUUCGAUAACAAGUCCACCAACGAAGAACGUGACGCUAUGCUGAGAAUUAUGCUUGAAUCUGCCGAAGCUGCCGAGAACCUCGAGCAAGCUGAGAUGGAUGACGAGGACCUCAACAUGAUCAUGAUGCGUUCUGACGACGAGCUGAUCACGUUCCGUGAAAUCGAUGAAAGGCGAGCCAGGGACGACCAGUAUGGCCCUGACAAGAGACUUCCUCGCCUGUUCUCUGAGCAGGAAUUGCCAGACAUCUACGUCAAUGACGAUACGGCCAUUGUUGAAGAGGUUGAGGAAACAUACGGUCGCGGUGCUCGUGAAAGGAGAGCUGUCAAAUACGACGAUGGUCUCACAGAAGAGCAAUGGCUCGAGGCUGUCGACAACGACGACGACACGAUCGAGGCAGCCAUUGCCCGCAAAGAAGCUGCCAAGGCACGGCGCGUUGGCAAACAGGAGAAGCGCCCUGCUCGCGAGUUCGAAGUGGUAGAGUCUCCAGCUGUGUCUCGCGAGAGCUCAGAAGAGCCGCAGCCGAAGAAGCGCGGUCGGAAACCGAAGGCUGAGAAGCGGAAAGCGGACGAGGCAUCUUUGGAUGGUGAAACAACUCCUGCCCCUCGGAAGCGGGGCCGUGGGGCCAAGAACACCGAGACACUCAGCGCAGAUGACCGGUCGGCACUGCAAAAGAUCCUGAACAACGUGUUUGAGACUCUCAACGAUCUGGAAGAAGGCCCCGCCCCUGGCGAAGAUCUUGCACCACGCGGCAUUAUCGACCCCUUCAUUCAACUGCCAGACCGCUACGAGUACCCCGAUUACUACCAGAUCAUCACCAAGCCGGUUUGCAUGGAUCAGAUCAAGAAGAAGAUCAACAAGAAAGAGUACCAGCACACACGGCAGUUCAGGCAAGACAUGGCUCUUUUGUGUAACAACUGCCGCACGUACAACGAGGACACGAGUAUCUUGUACCAGGACGCCAACCUCAUCGAGGAAACCUGCGUCAACAAGCUCAGGGAGGAAACACAGGAUUACCCUCAGUUCGCCGACUUCGACGACCGGGGCAACGCAAGCGUCAGGCCCUCGACAGGACCGGUCUCGAGCGCGGGCACUCCCAUGGCAUCCCGCUGA